Messenger RNA from Patella vulgata (common limpet), 6172 nucleotides. RefSeq lists its product as uncharacterized. The coding region runs from base 321 to 3521 and encodes 1066 amino acids. Gene Ontology annotation, molecular function: protein binding. The record is from RefSeq and is a predicted model, not a curated record. NCBI's taxonomy places the organism in Eukaryota, Metazoa, Mollusca, Gastropoda, Patellidae. The transcript is spliced from 12 exons.
UGACAAGGAAGGCGGUGUGUGUGAAUUGUGUGGAGCACAUGACAGCAUUCUUUUAAUUGUUUUGGUGUUCAGUGAACAUAUUCCUGGAAUUCUGUCUUUUAUAUAUGCCGGUAUAUCAAGCAAUUAUUGGAUUGUUAUUUUAUUCAUCCAGAUUCAAUCUAGUUGUCUUUCGAUGAGUUGUGAAGAGGUACAUAUUUAUACGUACUUGUCUCCAUAGUCGUACCUUUGAAGACAAAAUCGACCAUGCAACGAUAUCUUGAGAAGCCCACAAACGGAUUAAAGACGUAAUUGCCGGAAACCUUUCACUUUAUAUUCCAGCCAUGUCAACAGGAGUAUUAAAUCAGAGUGAUGGCCAUAGUCCAGUUAUUUUACAAUCAUUAGAAGGUCGGUUACGACUGGCCGCAAGUAAAGGGCAAACAGAAGAAAUAGAAAACCUUCUAAAAGCUGGUGCCACUUUUGAACCUGAUCGAGAAGGAAGAACAGCGCUACAUUAUUCUUCACAAAAUGGUUAUUUAGAAGCAUGUAAAAUAUUAAUACGUAAUGGUUGUAGUACAGACUGUCAGGAUGUCCUUGGAUAUACACCAUUACACAGAUGCAUAGCACAAGGUAAUUUAGAAAUAGCUGAACUCUUAUUAAAUGAAGGAUGUUGUAUAGAUGUACAAGACCAGCAUGGUAAUACAGCUGUACAUGAAGCAGCAUGGAAUGGUUAUAGUAAAUCAUUAGAAUUAUUAGUUAAACAUAACUCUAGUGUUCAUUUACCUAAUAAGGCGGGUUUUACAGCAUUACAUUUAGCGUCACAAGCUGGUCAUAAUGAAAGUUCACGGGUUCUUCUAUAUGCCGGUUGUAAUCCAGAUAGUAAAAAUAAUUAUGGUGACACCGCUUUACAUACAGCAGCAAGAUAUGGUCACGCUGGGGUCACACGAAUUUUGAUUAGUGCCAGAUGUCGUCUAAAUGAACAAAAUAAGAAUGGUGAUACUAGUCUUCAUAUCACUGCUGCUCUUAGAAGACGUAAAAUUGCCAAACUACUUGUCGAGGCUCAUAUUGACAUCAGUAUCAAAAAUAAGCAAAAUGAAACAGCUGUAGAUGUUGCCAAGAGAAAAGAGCACCCUGAAAUAAUUCUUAUCAUUACAUCAUUUUCUAGGCCUAGGACGCCACGUCAUACUAGUCGAGAACGAGAACAAAUACCAGGGCAAGUAGCGUUUAAAGAAGAGAUUGAGAUGAUUGAUGGACCUAUUGUUGUUCCAGAAGAUCAUCCACCAAUAAAAACCGAAAAACCAGAAGAGAAAAAACGCUUCUUCUUCUUCAAACGGAAGAAAAAGGAUAAAGAUAAGGAUAAAGAGAAACCUGUAGCUCAAGAUAAACCAACACCUAAUAUCCCACGGCGAAAAGUUGAGGGUUUCUUUAGUCAAUAUGUACCUAAACAAGGUGUUCAGUAUUAUAGAGAUUUAGCUGGUAAUAUUAAACAGGGUCCCAUUGGUUAUAGUCCGACAUGUCAGUGUGGACCUUCUUUGAAGAAACUUGAAAAUGACGUGGAGAAAACUAAAGGCAAUCUAUACGAACACAUCGAUGCUUCUCAUCAGAUAUUAAGUCAACGUAUUGAUCAUCUUGAUCAACGUACAGCACAACAAGUGUAUGCGAUAGAUAAAUUAACGAAGGAACGAUUAGAACAGGAACGUCAAGCUUGUCAUAAUAGAAUAACGGAAAGAAUCGAAGAAGAAUGGAGUGGUAAUAGAAAUGUGUUAUCUCAAUAUAAUAAGCAAAUACAAUCGUGGCUGGAUGAUAAAAUGGAUAGUUAUGGACAUUGUUUAGAUCAUCACCAUGACGAUUCUGCUCUUCCAUCUAGGAAUAUCUUCUUCGACUUUCAUCAAAAUGCAAAUGGACGCUUGUUUAAGUCUCGUUCAGAUGAGACUUUAUCAGACUGCAGUGGCAAAAAUCGUAAGAAAACUUUUUAUGAAAGUCGUCAGGCAGCCAUGAGGCAAAUACGUGGUUGGGACGUUUCAUUCAAAAAAGAUGGUGCCCCACAGAAAGAGAGGAAUAAUAAUCAUUUAACUGUCACUCAGGCACAAGUUCAUCCAAAUAAAAAUAAUAUGGACAGAAAAGCAGACGGUGCUUCUCCAAAAUAUGAAGAAAAUGCAAACACAAUUUAUCAUGAUUUUAAUUAUCCUGGAGGUGUUAGUAAGGACAAAAGUGAAGGAGCAAUUCCUAAACAAAGUGCAAAUCAAAAAUGGCAGAGACCUGGAGAAAGUGUGACACGUCCACCGACUGUUAGACCGCGACAGUCAAGUCAGUUUGACUCACAAUUAUAUAGGAGUAUGUCAAGAGCUCAAAUCGAAAACAGAAAUUCACGAAGGUCAAAUUUAGCCGAAGGGGGGGUCCCAAAUAUAAGUAACGUCAUCGGUGCUCGGGAUUCCUCCCUAGGUACUACUUAUAACGGCACCGGUGCCUAUAAUUCUAGUGCGUCAAAACAUUAUGAUCAAAAUAGAAACUAUCGAACAAGUGCUUAUAAUUCUCGGCCAUUAUCACCAAACUACAGACUUGCCAAAUCUUCUGAUCCAUUAAAUCAGGAUCAAGAUCUUUAUCCGUCUGGAAUUCCUAGGAGUAAAAGUGUCGAACGAACAUUAGAUAGUCCAGAUAGAGCCGAACAUAGUAUGUCACCUCAAAGGAAAAGUGUAACAUUUUUAGAUCGUGUUUCAAAUAAAACUCCAACACCUUUUGAAAAUGGCGAACAGAGACCCGAAAAUCACGUUAAUAAUAGUCCGUAUAGAAAAUAUGAUUCUACAAAUACUUUUAAACAAGAUGAGCUUUACUCUAGUGCAAAUGAAAUUCGUAAACUGGCUAGCUCCGUUAAUUAUACUAGAUCAACGACAGAUAACAGGUUACAAGGUCAACCUUAUGGCACUGUUACGUCUGUUUCCAAACCUGUGUAUAAAACAGACACACCAGCAUACAAUAGACAAUAUCCUUCAGCUACAUAUAACUAUCAAGUUCGCAAUAAUGUGGAUAGUGGAAAAACUGAAAAUAGUCUCACAAACAAAGAUGUUAUUUUAAAUGGCUCAAAAUCCCCAGUUCAUCAUCCCUCCACUUUUAUACCUUACGCUCAUAGUUCACCAAGUCAAGUUGUUUAUAAUCCAGCGUAUGUUAAUAAAGAAGAUUCUACGUGUAGUAGUAAUCCCGACUCGGGUUAUAGUAGUAAAGGUAUAGGACAGGGAAAUCAAUCAGUCAGUUGUACGCCCUCCUCAUCGUUUAGUGCCGAUCGUAGUUUAUCAAUAGGUACACCUAGUAAUAGUAACUCACCUUGCUUAACGAACAAUCCGAUGGAUUUUCACUUACCGAAAUCAUCAGGGGUGUCGACUAACACUAAUACUACACAGUCCCACAGCUGGUAUGAGCGUAAAUUACUUGAGGCAGCGGAAAAGAUGCGUAAAACUAACCAAUAUAAUGACUAUGAUAAUAAUACUAAAUCUUAUAAUGAGUUAUAUGUGUCUCUAAAUUAUGAUCCAGUACAUGGUAGUGAUGUGUAAAUUGAAUUGUUAUAUAACACUAUGUGUUUGUUAUAUAUCUGUUAAGUUUUGUUAGUCGAUGUUAUAAAUUAUAAUUUAAUGUUAUGUACAGUAUGGAGUAUUGUAUUUCACCAUGAUGUUGGAUCUACAAGUUUCUGAGAAUAACCACCCAGCUGAGAAAGGAACAGCGGGUUCUAUAUCGAUUUGUGAACAUUGUGUCUCUAAUUGUACUGUUUCAGUUGUUUGAAAUUUGUUUAAUAGUGGAUUCAUAUUUCAUGUAGAUUUCAUGAUUGAUGGAAGGAUGAUAAUGUAAAGGUUCAGAGGGCACCUUAGGUCUCUAGUCAUUGUGAAACUGAAAGAUGGUGGACAUAUUUAAUAAGACGUAAUUUACGUUUUUAUUAAGACGUAAUUUACGUUUUUAUGUGUUCAUUUAAUUCAGAAUUGCAUGUAUUUAUAUUUGUUUACCAAUAAUCAUUCCAUAUUGCAUUUUUUAAUUUGUUCAAAGAAAGUGAUUCAGUAAAAUCAGGAAUUUUUAUUUUUCAUCAAAAUUAAUUUUAUCUGACGGUAUGAUUUUAUUGUCUUCAAAUAUUUUUUUUUUUCUACAUGCAAUAGAUAAAAGAUUUUCGUUAUGAUUUGCAUUUUAAUUACUGUCCCUACAAUAAGUACUAUUGUAAUCUGUAACUUCUAACAGUAGUGAAUGUGCUUGUAACAAUCUUUAAAAUCCCCCACGUAAACAAUAACACUAUAAUCGGUAACUUCAGGGUUAAAGGCACAACAGACCAAUCAUUCGCAUAUUUAUCUCAAAAAUAAAAAAAAUAAAAACUGUACUAUUUUAAUAUAAAGGCUGUUUGUUGCUAAAGAAAAAUUUGAUUUCUUGUAAUUAAGCACACCCAAGAAUAGAAUAAAGCCUUUAUGAAGAAUUGGAUGGCUUGAACAAAAAGAUUGCAAAAUUUAUACUACCCUUGAGUGGCAUUUAGCGAUUGAACACAUUAAAAAAACACAACACGGUUUCAUUUGUGCUUGAUAACGAUAAGAGAAUACUUGUCGAAACGUCAUGCUAUACUUAUAAACCAGUGAUUGUAUUUCCAUAUAAACUGUGUUGUGUUUUUUAAAAUUUAUACUAUUUUAUUUGGGCAAGAUGCAUAAAGUAGGGAUGCAAAAUCUCUAGAAUAGUUGAAAUAAUUUCUGGACAAAAUGUUUUUUUUAAUACACUCUUAUAUUUAACCUUUAUACUGGCAUGUUGAGGCUUUAAAAUACACACCUCUAAAUUAUCUCCCAUAGCAACUUUUGAUGGUUUAAGGUGGCUAUUCCCUGUAUCAACCUUCUCACACUGAUCCGCAGUGAAUAUUUGCUUGGCCGCGACAAUCACUGAUAAGGAUGACAUUGAUGCGGCUUAAUGAGCUAGAAAUAUUAACUUUUUUCCUGCGACAAAUUAAAUUCUAAAACAUUUUUUUUAUAUAUUGGAAAAAUAAAUAAAGGCGUUUGACGUAUUUGUAGGUAAAAAUUAUUUCCUAUUUAGUGUAAAUGGGUAUUAAAAUGACUAAAAUGCAGCAUUCUCUCCGAAGCAGUUAUGUCUUAUGUAAACAAUGCACGCGUCAUUCAGCCAAUGAUUCACACCGCAUGCUGUGACAGCACGUGUUAAGGCAGUCAUCUAUGACAGAGGUAUUAUACGAGACUCGUAAUUCUCUGUGAAACAGAUUGCAACCUUCUGUGAAGUCAUUGUGGGUUAAUACUUGGUGAUAAUCCUCAUAGUUUGUGUCAUGUUUAAGUCAGAUAGCAACCUACUUCUGUGGUUGUUAAUCGAAAUAAACCAUGUGGGCCAUGCCCUUAGGAUUUUUAUUUUGAACAAAAACCUGGAAAGUGGUUGCUAUUUACUACAUAUAAAAUUCUCACUUUUGCACGAUACAUGUACCAGGGAUCCUCACCUCUCUUGUCAUUUCGGUUUAAACUUUUUCAAUCAUUAAUAAACCUGUAGUGUUGCUUGCUAGUAAAAUCUAUUAAUUUGCUUCUUGUCUUUCGCUUUCGUUUCCUUAGAAGCUUUUUUAACAAAAUAGAUUUGUGAUCUUGGUGUUUCAAAAACAUUUUCAUUUCACAGACAAACCCAGCCUUAUGCAUUGAUUUUUCUUAUGAAAAUGAAUUAUUUAUAAAGGUUUAUAUAAUUGUUCAUCAUAUCAAAACCUGCUGCCAAGACAAUUAAACUCUUAAGUUGAUAAUAUUAUAUAUAUAUAUAUAUACCAGUAUACACAUUGAAGUGAAUGAAAACGAUGAAACUCGACUGUUAGGAUUAGACGAUGAGUAUCAGUAGGUGGCUCCCCACAUAGUGUAACCAUGGUAUAUAUAUAAAUAAAAUAACAGUGUCUCAAAAUGUCCUUGGAAAAGUUACAGCAAGACAUCAUAGCCCAUUCCAUUCCAUCAGAAAUAAAAUAACAUUGAUAUGUAUAUACAAUAAUUGUUUCCAUGCAUAUCAUUAAUUUAUUAUAUUCCAUAACUUCCAUAUUGUUAAUUAUUAACAUUUUGAAUGUUAACACAAUUUAUUAUAUGCUGAAUUAAUUUUACCAUUAAGGGCGAAAGAAGGAAAAGCCCAUUCCACAAAUUUGUAAAAUAUAUUUUAUUUUGUUUUUAUAUAUUAUUUACUUAUUUGUACAGAAAAAUAUAAAAAUAUUUUUUCUACA